Symbiodinium sp. CCMP2592 is the source of this 315-nucleotide messenger RNA. The record is from the annotation of a GenBank genome assembly. Lineage: Eukaryota; Dinophyceae; Suessiales; Symbiodiniaceae.
AUGAUAUCUGGGCGCUUAUCAUCGGCGAGGUCAAGGAGCAAUAUGACCAGCCCAAACGUGUUCUUUCCUGGCAUGCGUCUCGUGCAAACGACCUUCUACGACUUCACACUCUCCGUGUCUGAGGGUGGCAAUGUCGCCUUGAAAGAUUGGUCGCAUGGGCAGGAUCUCUGGUCUACUCGGACAUCCUGUGAUGCAGCACCGAAGGAGAUUCAGCUCAAGAUGCAGGAGGAUGGCAAUCUUGUCCUCUAUUGCGAUGGGGCUGUUGCCUUCGCCACCGGCACAGCUGCUGGGUUUUUGUUAAGGACGUUAAUGUAA